Molecule: messenger RNA, 1104 nt
Organism: Psilocybe cubensis
Lineage: Eukaryota; Fungi; Basidiomycota; Agaricomycetes; Agaricales; Agrocybaceae
Exons: 7
Coding region: 1-1104 (367 amino acids)
Biological process (GO): epoxide metabolic process
Molecular function (GO): epoxide hydrolase activity
Source: RefSeq, a predicted model, not a curated record
AUGGCGUCCAACGUUGUACCAGCGUCAAGUAUCAGACCCUUCAAAAUUCACAUCCCAGAUGAACGCAUCGCUAUUUUGCAAUAUAAACUAGCUUCUGCAACUCUUCCCGACGAACUUGAGGAUGCAGGACGCGAUUACGGCGUCCCUCUUGCGGAUAUGCAGCGUUUGCUUGGGUAUUGGAAGUCGGGAUAUAACUGGAGGAAACACGAAGAAGAAUUGAAUACCGAGUUACCGCAAUUCCAAACCGACAUCGAUGUGGAAGGACAUGGCACACUAAAGCUCCACUUUGUUCAUAAACAAAGUGAUGUCGCUGGUGCCAUACCUUUAUUAUUUGUUCACGGCUGGCCUGGCAGUUUUAUCGAAGUGCGCAAAAUCCUACCUUUACUAAUUCAAGGAACAAAGGAGCAGCCCGCGUUUCACGUCGUUGCACUCAGUUUGCCAGGAUUUGGCUUUUCUGAGGCGCCUAAGAAAAAGAGAUUCGCCUUUCUUCAAUACGCCGAGAUUUGCAACAAGCUGAUGCUGUCGCUGGGAUAUGACCAAUACGUCACACAAGGCGGAGAUGUAGGAUACACUGUAACUAAAACCAUAGCAAGUUUGUAUGGAGGGAAGCAUAGCAAAGCAUGGCACACCAACUAUGAAGCGGCACUCCCAGGACAGUUGGUAUCGAAAUAUGUUGAAUCGGCCCCGCCGGAGCUACUUUCACAGCCCCUUUCGUACCUCAGAAAUUUGGUGACCAGGUAUACACCAGCUGAGAAAGCAGGCCUAGCCAAAACAGCUUGGUUUAGGGCGGAAGGGAUGGGGUAUUUUAUGGAGCAGACCACCCAGCCUCAAACGCUCGGAUAUAGUCUGGCUGAUUCACCCGUCGGUCUGUUGGCAUGGAUCUACGAAAAGCUCGUCAAUUGGAGUGACAAGUAUCCUUGGACGGAUGACGAAGUGCAUAACAGUUGGACCAGAACACGAUACAGGGUGUUCGAAGCUGAACAUGACAGUGGAGGCCACUUUGCUGCUCAUGAGAAACCUGAUGAACUAGUUGCAGAUUUAAGAAAAAUGUUUGGAAGAGGAGGGCCAGCCUACGCCGUCGUCGAGGGCAAAACAGGCUAUUAG